CGCCGGGGGCGGGCUGAGCAACGGCCACCAUCGCCGCUGAGUGGCGGGCGGGUCACGCGGUGCGGGCGCGAGGGCCGGGACUGCCGUUGCUGUUGCUGUUGUGGUUGGCGCCGCCGUGCGCUCGGUGGCGCGCGGGCGCGCGAGAACAUUUUCCCACAUUUCUAUGGUUUUGAAUUCAAACAGAAGACUAGAAAUUGGAUUAAUCUUCACAUUUCUUUGAAUAAGAAGUAAUAAUGCAACGGAGACAGGGAAGAGUCAAUGCUGGACUGCUUUUGCUGCUUUAUCAGAUUUCUCAAGUUGGACUCCAGAACAUUCCUUCUGUUACCCUUGGGGUACUUGCACUGAAUAUUUUUCUCUUUCUGAAUCCUGUGAGGCCACUGUCUGAAGUGUGUAUCAGUGUAAAUGAAGCCUUCUACAGAAGGAACUGGCAGCGUUUACUGCUUUCUCCUGUCCACCAUGCAGAUGACUGGCAUUUAUAUUAUAACAUGAUUUCCAUGCUUUGGAAGGGGAUAAUGCUGGAAAAAAAGCUUAAGAGCAUAUGGUUUGCAUACAUAGUUGCAGUAUUUUCAGUGCUGAUUGGAGUUGUUUAUAUGGUGCUGGAAUUCAUGCUUGUGAAAAUUCUGGAUGAUCCUUCGUAUGAAAUGCAUUGUGCUGUAGGUUUUUCAGGAGUCUUGUUUGCUUUGAAAGUUCUUAACAACCAUUACAAUCCAGGAAGAGUCAGCAGUGUCCUUGGAUUGCAGAUAUCCAGUAAAUAUGCUUGUUGGGUGGAGCUGGUGGCUAUUCAUUUAAUCUCCCCAGGGACUUCUUUUGCUGGGCAUCUGGCAGGAAUUCUUGUUGGAUUGAUGUACACUAUGGGACCUCUGAAAAAGAUCAUGAAAGCCUGUGCAGGUGGCAUUUCUGCAUUUACAGACCCUGCCAGGCCACGGGACUACUAUUCAGAGUAUUAUGGUUAUCCAGGUUAUCAGUACAGAACACCGAGGAGCUAUUACGAUUAUACAGGUGGGCUUACUGAAGAAGAACAGCUUGAAAGGGCAGUGCUAAACAGUCUUAAUGAAAGAGAUUUUGGUGGAGCAACAUACAAUAAUGAGUGGCGACCCUAUGGUUUUUGGUUUCCACCUGAGCAGCAUUCAGAAGAGGAAAUAAGAAGGCAAAGGCUUCGUAGGUUUGAGAGACGGUGAAAUUGGCAGGUGUUGAUGUAAAUUGUAAAGUCCUAUUCAGAGUUGCCAAAAUAUUUGCAGAUUUAUUUUUAAUAUACAGAUUCACUGUAAUACUUUUUCCACUUUUUUACUACUAGUUGCAAAACUGCAGAUCAUUUUCUGAGUUCAGGCUCAUAAUUGGAACUUGCAUAAAAAGUGUGAGAUGGGAAUCAAAAUGUGAUCUUUGGCAGUCUCCAUCUCAAUGUACCUUAAAUAUGGAAGAAGGCUGAUGGUUUUACCAAAGUCUUUUUUCUUAAGUUCAUUUGUGUAGCUUAAAGAAUUCCUUGACUUUUUGACUGAUGGUAUUAUCAGACAACAGGUUUUCUUCAUCUAUCACAGAUGAAAAAAAAAAAAAAAAUAUCACUUUUUUUUAAACAAUUGUAAAACUAUGCAAUUUUUCCUUACAAACUUAUUUCUAUCUAUGAUGACCAACUGUUUUUGGGAUUGGCAUUUGAAAUGUCACUUGAAAAGAUUGCUUUGAUGACAACAGCUAGAUCAUAUGAGUCUAGGCUUAAGCUCUUCAGCAGUCUUGCAAACUGUGUGAAAAAUAGUUGCAGCUAUCCUUACCCUAAGGAGUUAUUUAAUACAACCUUUAGUGUUACAGUCUUCCUUAAAACAUGCUAUUUUAUCUAGAGCUUAUAUGUGAUAAAAAUGAGUUAUAACUA
This is a messenger RNA of Tyto alba (common barn owl), 1861 nucleotides long. It is a transcript of the gene RHBDD1, whose product is annotated as rhomboid domain containing 1. Gene Ontology annotation, cellular component: membrane. Gene Ontology annotation, molecular function: serine-type endopeptidase activity. Bases 234 to 1178 code for a protein of 314 amino acids. The transcript has 7 exons. Lineage: Eukaryota; Metazoa; Chordata; Aves; Strigiformes; Tytonidae. The record is from RefSeq and is a predicted model, not a curated record.